UACUAAUUUUAAAGUCCAAGGGGUGGUUUUGUUUUGGUCGUGGACGGUUGCUGUUGUCCCCAGGGGUCCCCCCAUGACGCGGCGGAAUGGAGGCUCACGGUAUCAUGAAAGCCUUCCCCAAAGUCAAGCGAUCAAAAGUCGCUGACAGCAAGAAUGCACCUCCACCCAAGAAGAAGGUGGAGGAAGUAGUUGUUACAGGUACCGUGUUCCAAGGUGUGUCGGUACACAUCCUUCCAGCCGGCAUCGGUAAAGCCAGAUGCGACAUCUUCCAGAGGCAGGUCACCCAGAACGGGGGAAAGAUGGAGAGCGCGCUGGGCCCCGGUGUCACUCACGUCGUUGUAGAGGACACCAUGGACAGGGAGAGGGCCCUGAGGCUGCUCAAAGUAGACACCUUGCCUUCCUCUGCGCAGCUGGUGAAGUGCUCCUGGCUGAGCGCGUGCAUCUCUGAAAAACGCUUACUGGACACUACAGGCCAUAGUCUUCUUCUGCCAGAGAGAAACAAGCCAGUGAAUAACACUGACACACAAGACAGGAAAACUGGAGCCUCCACUGCCAAACCAGCUCUGCUGCUGAAGCAUGACGUCCCAUCAGUGCACGAAGGUCCAUCUCAAACGAUGGCACUAACCCAGACUCAGACCCAGCAGGAAGGGCCCUACAGGGAUGAGGACGGGGUGACCCAGAGUGACCUGGAUGCUCUGAUGGGUGGCCACCACCCAGACAGCCAGUCCAGCCCGGACUACUUCUCCACCACCCCCACCACCACAGCCACCCCGUCCACUGAUGCUACGGCCACCGCCCCCACCAGUGCUGAUCCAUCUCAGGCCCCCGGUGGCGUGCCAGGGAAGUGGGUGUGCGCCCAGUCCUCGGAGGCCAAGGGCAACAACCACAACAAGCACCUGACGGACAAGCUGGACCUGCUGGCCAAGGCCUACACGCACAAGGGCGACCGCUGGAGGUCUCUCAGCUACUCCAAGGCCGUCAACGCGCUCAAGAGCUACCACAAGCCGGUCACGUCUCACCAGGAGGCCUGCCAGAUCCCGGGCAUCGGGCAAAGGAUGGCGGAUAAGAUCAUGGAGAUCAUGGAGGACGGGCACCUGCGCAAGCUGGACCGGCUGGGGGACGACGUGCCCGUACUGGAGGUCUUCACCAACAUCUGGGGGGUGGGCGCCAAAACUGCACACCUCUGGUACCAACUGGGGUAUCGCACCUUGGAAGACGUCCGCACCAAGGCGAGUUUAACUCACACGCAGCAGAUCGGACUCAAACACUACGACGACUUCCUGGAGAGAAUGCCAAGGGAGGAAGCGGCAGCCAUCGAGAAGACGGUGAGGGAGGCGGCCCAUGCAGUAGACCCAGGCCUGGUGGCGGUGGCGUGCGGCUCGUACCGGCGGGGCAAGGCCACCUGUGGUGACGUGGACGUCCUGAUCACGCACCCGGACGGACACUCCCACAAGGGCGUCUUCAGCAAAGUGCUGCACAUUCUGCACGAGAGCGGCUUCCUCACGGACGACCUGGUGAGUCACGAGGAGAAUGGCGAGCAGAAGAAGUACAUGGGAGUCUGUCGCCUCCCCGACCACGUCACCGUCCCCGGCCGACCCACAUCCACAGCCAACUCCAUCUUCAGUCAACCCACUUCCUCCACCAACACUACCAACACCAUCCCCGGCCAACCCACAGCCACCCCCAUCUCUAGUCAACCCACAUCCACCAUCUCCGCCAUUCUCGUGUCCACCAACACCAACACCUCAGCCAACCCCAGCCAAACCUCCACCAGCCACCGCCACCGUCACCGGCGCCUGGAUGUGAUCGUGGUGCCCUUCUCCGAGUUCGCCUGCGCCCUGCUCUACUUCACCGGCUCCGCCCACUUCAACCGCUCCAUGCGGGCGCUCUGCAAGACCAAGCGCAUGAGCCUGUCGGAGCACUCGCUCAACCGCGACGUGGUGCGCCAGGGCUCCACCAAGCUGGCCGGCGGCACGCCCGUGCCCACGCCCAGCGAGAAGGACGUCUUCGCGCUCCUGGGCGUCCCCUACAGGGAGCCACACCAGAGGGACUGGUAGCAUGGCCACCUGGUAGCCACACCAGAGGGACUGGUAGCUUGGGUACCUGGUAGCCACACCAGAGGGACUGGUAGCUUGGGUACCCCGGUGUCUGUGCGCAGCGAGAAGGACGUCUUCGCCAGGGCUGUAAAUUAACUUUUUUCAUCACUUGCCAAAUUUGGCUUGUAGAUGUUAAUUGUACAGAGAAAAGGCAUGGUGGCACCACAUAUCUUUAGGUUGAACAGUCUUGCUACAGGGGAUCCCCAACAGAGUGGCUGGUAGAAUUCAAGUUAUUUUACCCUUCCACAGACUUUUUUUUACAUUUUGGGUGGUGUAUGUGUGUGUGAAUUGGAAAAAGAGAAUGUUUGUGCUCUGUACACAUAUUACCAUUAUUGGAACUGGUAGUGGUCUUUUAGAUUCAACAGACUCUCCAGUAGAACAUUUCUGGAUAAUGAUGUGCGACUAAUUGGAAUCAGACUAUGGCAUAGAAUUCGCAUCUCUGCAGUGUUCCUUCCCCAUGAGAGAGACUGAUACCAGAGAUUCUUUAAGUAUAUCUCUCUACUCUCUCUGCUGAUACAGUAGGCUAGUAUGUUUUAGGAUGUGUGUGUAAAUUGGAAUCUGAAAUUGGGUAUUUAAAUGGGUUUUUAAAAGGGUCACUCUUAGUGCUAUCUGUUAUGUUUGUUAGUGCGUUGUUGGAGGAGCAAGGUGUUUGAUUGUGCUGUUCAUAAAAAUCACGUGCAGGAUAUGGCCAUUUUUAGUAUGAUAACAAUGUUUUUGUCUGUUUAUUUACUAUGUUUUAAGAACAGGCGAGAAUUGUAUUUUAAAAUGUUUUGCCCUUGCUGUCUUGAAUAGCAUUGUCGGACACUAGAUGGAAGUAAACAUGUUGCAUAUAUAUGCACUGACAAAACAACUAUGACUGUUAAAUAAAACUGUUUAUUUUUUA
Engraulis encrasicolus (European anchovy) is the source of this 2979-nucleotide messenger RNA. RefSeq names its product polymerase (DNA directed), lambda (gene poll). Gene Ontology annotation, molecular function: DNA-directed DNA polymerase activity; DNA binding. Gene Ontology annotation, cellular component: nucleus. The transcript has 10 exons. The record is from RefSeq and is a predicted model, not a curated record. Bases 87 to 2057 code for a protein of 656 amino acids. NCBI's taxonomy places the organism in Eukaryota, Metazoa, Chordata, Actinopteri, Clupeiformes, Engraulidae. Gene Ontology annotation, biological process: double-strand break repair via nonhomologous end joining.